Molecule: messenger RNA, 1422 nt
Organism: Phlebotomus papatasi
Lineage: Eukaryota; Metazoa; Arthropoda; Insecta; Diptera; Psychodidae
Exons: 8
Coding region: 184-1230 (348 amino acids)
Source: RefSeq, a predicted model, not a curated record
CAAGAGUCAGAGAAAGGACUUGCUGCAGAACACACGCAUUUGUGAAGUGGCAACCAUAAGAAAAUGUGCUUUUAAUAGUACUUAACAUCACAUAUUCAAAAACUGUCGUGAAUUUUUGUGUUUAAUAUUGAGUUUAUUGAUAAAGAAAGAUUUUUCUCAGAUCUUUCAACAUAGGCGUUCAUUAUGAAUAUUAUUAUUCUUAAUAUUCAUUACAAAAUUCAAAUUCUGCUGCUGACAAGCUUACUUUUAGGAAAAGUGGCAAAUUCUUUGCGUGAUGUAUAUGUCAUGGUCCCAAAUGCCGUCCGAAGAGGUGAUACUGCAUCGUUAAUUUGUCAUUAUGACCUCGAAGGUGAUGACCUGUACUCUGUCAACUGGUAUAAGGGUAGACAAGAGUUUUACGGAUAUACACCAAAAGAAAUGCCCACAAUGAAAAUUUUCAACAUUGCAGGAAUUGCAAUAAUUAAAUCCCUAUCCAACGAGAGCCAUAUUACUCUGGAGAAUGUUCAACUUAUAAGUUCUGGGAGAUACAGCUGUGAAGUUACCGUAGAUGCACCUUCUUUUCACACAUACAUUUCCUCGGCUGACAUGGAAGUAGUCGAGUUGCCACACCAUCGUCCUGCUAUUGUUGGAACUCGUCCAAAGUAUCGCGUUCGCGAUAGCGUACGUGCAAAUUGUACUUCAAGACUUUCUAAACCGGCAGCUAACUUGACAUGGAGUAUCAACAACUUGCCUGUUAAUCCAUCUUAUGUGAAAUAUCACAAACCUAUUAAACAUUACGAUAAUAAUUUGGAAACUGCUGUCACUGGAAUACAAUUUGUCAUAAACAAGCAUCACUUCAUUGAAGGAAAGCUAAAGCUAAAGUGUUUGGCGACAAUACAUGAUAUUUACAUUCAAUCUACAGAGAAGAGCUUAGAGGAAGAGAAACCCAAAAUUUAUACUACUAGAACAUCAAAUGUUAAUUACAUGAACUUCCAUCUCAAUUUACCUCAUGAUCAAUCUCCUACUGUCCAUAAUGCGGACUCAUUUGGACGGAAGAACAGCUAUGAAACUGAAUUUUAUGAGCCAGAAUCUUCACACAAUUCUGCGACACGAAACUUAAACUUCUGCUCUUCGUUUAGUUGUUCAAUGAUUGCAAUCAUUGCAAUAAUUCGUAGUUCAGUCAUUACACUAAAAUCCAUCAGUAUUUUUGCUGAGAUAUUAUUUUUCAAAAAAAAAACUUUAUCUCUGUAAAACCUGUCUUCUUUGAGCCAAAAUACAUUUUUGUACAUAUAUGUAUGUAUGUAGAAAAGCAAUUAAAAUCUAUUGAUCUUGUGCUGAAAAUACAGUCAUAAAAUUGAAAGUAAUCUAGAAAGGGUAUAGAAAACUUUAUCACUAAACUGUUGAACAUUUCAUGAAAAUAAAAAGCUCAAUUAAAUCAUUAAA